Nanorana parkeri is the source of this 786-nucleotide messenger RNA. RefSeq names its product origin recognition complex subunit 5 (gene ORC5). Gene Ontology annotation, molecular function: DNA replication origin binding. The record is from RefSeq and is a predicted model, not a curated record. Gene Ontology annotation, cellular component: nucleus; nuclear origin of replication recognition complex. The annotation marks the transcript as partial. Gene Ontology annotation, biological process: DNA replication; DNA replication initiation. Lineage: Eukaryota; Metazoa; Chordata; Amphibia; Anura; Dicroglossidae. The transcript has 9 exons.
UGGAACUACAAAAGAUACUUUCCAGUGACUAUCCCGAGGAGUACUCUGCUGAGUUUUAUGCAUCAUAUAUUAAUAUUCUCCUGGGUGUCUUCUACACUGUGUGCAGGGACAUUAAGGAACUCCGUCAUUUAGCUGCUCUGAACUUUCCAAAAUUUUGUGAACCAGUAAUGAAAGGAGAAGCAAAGGAAGGCGAUACACAUAAGUUGUGGAGGAACAUGGAGCCACAUUUAAAAAAGGCCAUGCAGACUAUUUAUCUCCGGGAGAUCUCAAGUUCACAGUGGGAAAGGAUACAACAAGAGGAUAGCGAAGCAUCACAACUGAAAGGAUUGUCUGCCCAUGCUCAUGUGGAACUGCCUUAUUACUCCAAAUUUUUGCUCAUUGCUGGAUAUUUAGCCUCGUAUAACCCUGCAAGGACCGACAAAAGGUUUUUCCUCAAGCAUCAUGGAAAGAUUAAGAAAACAGACUUCCUGAAAAAGCAUGAAAAGACUAGCAACCAUCUACUUGGUCCCAAGCCAUUUCCUCUGGAUAGACUUUUGGCCAUUCUGUACAGCAUUGUGGACAGCAGAGUGGCUCCCACUGCAAACAUCUUCUCACAGAUCUCUUCUCUUGUGACACUUCAGCUGUUAACCUUGGUGGGUCAUGAUGAUCAGCUGGAUGGACCCAAAUACAAGUGUACAGUAUCGCUGGAUUUUAUUAGGGCUGUGUCAAGGACUGUGAACUUCGAUAUUGUUAGAUACUUGUAUGAUUUUCUAUGACCAGGCUUUCCCUAGGAGGAAUACUGAAGGA